Molecule: messenger RNA, 1488 nt
Organism: Closterium sp. Naga37s-1
Lineage: Eukaryota; Viridiplantae; Streptophyta; Zygnematophyceae; Desmidiales; Closteriaceae
Source: the annotation of a GenBank genome assembly
AUGCCGCCCGCCCGCCCGCGGGGGGCCGGGACCCCGGGGCCGCCGCCCGCCCUCCCGCCCGCCCGCCCUCGGGGGGGGGGGGGGAGGGGGAGGGGGGGGGGGGAACCCCGGGGUCGCCGCCGGGGAGGGGCUGCGGACGCGGCGGCGGCCGCCGCCGCCCGCCCGCCCCCGUGGGGGGCCGAGACCCGCCCUCCCGCCCGUCCGCCCGCGGUGGGGCCGGGACCCCGGGGCUGCCGCCAAGGAGGGGCUGCGGGCGCGGCGGCGGCCGCCGCCGCCCGCUCUCUCGCCCGCCCGCCCGCGGGGGGCCCGGGACCCCGGGGCCGCCGCCGGGGAAGGGCUGCGGGCGCGGCCGCCGCUGCCGCCCUCCCUCCCGCCCGCCUGCCCGCCGGGGGGCCGGGACCCUGGGGAGGGGCUGCGGGCGCGGCCGCCGCCACCGCCGCCCGCCCGCCCGCGGGGGGCCCUGGACCCCGGGGCCGCCGCCGGGGAGGGGCUGAGGGCGCGGCCGUAGCCGCCGCUGCCGCCGCCCGCCCGCCCGCGGGGGGCCGGAACCCCGGGGAUGGGCUGGUGGCCUUGGCAUCCCAUCCUUCAUGGAAAAGGGUUUCCAGUUUGGUAACUCUCCCCGGGCGUGGACGAGACAGCUCAUGCAGAAGUGGUCACGAGGAGGGUGGCAUGGGAGGAGCAACGAUGUCGGGUAAUGGUGACGAUGGUGUGAGUGAUGGCGAAACCGGUGGACAGGGGCGUGGGUGCCGUGCAGGGCAGAAAAUAGCGCGUGUGGCUGAUGGUCACGGGCCCGGGCGGCUGGCUCAUACUGAAGGGGCCACGGUGGAUGGGCGGGUGUUUCGAGUGAUGUUGGAGGUACUGGACCUACUGCAGGGCCCCGUCCCCGGCCCCCGGCCUCGGCCCGGGCCCCGGCUCUCGGCCCCCGGCCUCCCCCGGAGGAGCAAGGCGGCGGAGGCGGCGGCGGCCCCGGCCCCGGCCCAGGCCCCGGCCGCCCCCGGAGGAGCACGGCGGCGGCAACGGGCCAGGCCCCGGCCCCCGGCCGCCCCCGGAGGAGCACGGCAGCGGCAGCGGCCCCGGCCCCGGCCCCGGCCCCCGGCCGCCCCCCGAGGAGCACGGCGGCGGCGGGAGCACGGCGGCGGCGGCGGCCCCGGCCCCCGGCCGCCCCCGGAGGAGCACGGCGGCGGCGGCGGCCCCGGCCCCCGGCCGCCCCCGGAGGAGCACGGCGGCGGCGGCGGCCCCGGCCCCCGGCCGCCCCCGGAGGAGCACGGCGGCGGCGGCGGCCCCGGCCCCCGGCCGCCCCCGGAGGAGCACGGCGGCGGCGGCGGCCCCGGCCCCCGGCCGCCCCCGGAGGAGCACGGCGGCGGCGGCGUCGAAUCGCGCGGCACGUGUGGGAUGGAUUUGCACGCGACGCGGAGGGACGUGCGGAUGUCUUCGCACUCCCACACCGUGCCGUGCGAUCCGCGUCCAAUCAGCCGCAGUCGGCGGUAG